AUAGAAACUAACUUCUCGCUUUUUACUGGCACAGAUAAGGGCUUUUUGAUAUUUUUCAUUUCUUACAGCGGUUUAAUACCCACUUAAAGACUCUAUCGAUCACUCUGCUGGCGAGCCUACGCAAUUCACUAGUGGUCUAGGGUUGUAAGGGGCACUGCAGGCCAAAUGGCCAGCGACGAAGCUGUCGCGGCCAUGGCCAGGACCAUUUUGGCAGAGAAGCGUGCAAGGAAAGCAGCUGAAGAUGAUGCCCUUCGCUUGUACAAUCGCGUUAGGCAGCUGCAGAAGGAGGAGGAUAGGGCGCAGAAGCGUAUCCUUGAAACAAAGAGGAAGGCCAAGGAAAUUAUCAAGGCACGCGAGAGGAAUGAACAGAAGCUGUUGGAGAAGGAGCAGCGGCAGCGUGAGCUGCAGGAACAGGUCGAAGAGCAGAAGCUCGACAACCUAAAGGCGAAGGAGGAGGCGCUUCGGCACCGAAUAGAGCAGGAGCAUAAGAUAUACCAGGAGAAGCUUGAAGUAGUGCAGAAGACAAAGGAGGAGCGUGCAGAAAUUGAGCGGUUGCUCGCUGAGAGCAGGCUGCUCGCACGCAAGGAGGCACUGGAGCAGAAAGAUACAAUUCGUAAGCAGCAGGAGGAUGCGCGGCGGAAGAUUGAGACGCUCAAACUCCAGAAACUCACUGCGGCCCAGGAAGAGUACGAACGGCGCCUUAGGGAGGAGAUCGACGCCAAACUGGCGAAGGAGGAGGAGAUUGAGCGUCUGGCCCAACUGGAGCUUGAUCUCAUCGAGCGGCUCAAAACCAAGCAGGUGGAGCAGCGCAAGGCGUACCAGCAGCUGGAGGCGGUGCUGUCACUCGGCAACGUCAGCACCAGCAAGGGCCUGGCUGCGGCUUCCAAGCCGAGCAGCCCCAAGGUCACGGCUGUGGCCUCGGCAGCAGCGGUGGCCUCGCCCUCCAAUCUGUCGCAGCAGCCGAGCCAAUCGGGCGCGAUGGAGGGGCCGCCGGAGGAACCCUCGGAGGAAGACGUGGCGCGCGCAUUUGCGAUGUACGACACGGAGGGAGUGGGCGAGAUCCCGACGCUUUCACUGGACGGCUUGCUACGAGACUUGGGGGUGCCUCUGAACCCCAGCCAGCUGUCACAGGCGAUAGCGCAGCUGGACACCUCGCAGACCGGGCGGAUCUCUUUCGGGGAGUUCUUGCUGUGGUGGAAGGGGUGAUGUCCCUGCCGCAUGGCAUGCGGCAGGGACAUCAGCAGCAUAUAGGAGCAAGCAUUGGGCUUGUCUGGCCCCCCCUCAUUCGUAGGGGAUGCUGGUUGUCCCUGCUGGACGGUAUAGUGUUUAACUGGGCAGUCAACUGCCUGCACCAUAAUAGUCUCGGCGUUCUUGUUACGUCCUGGUUAGGGACGUUGCCGUGAGUACCGGUAUGGCGCAUGACAAACCAUGAUGUAGCGAAGCGGCCAUAACGGCGGUUUUCCUCGCGCAGCGGGUCCGCGCCCCCUGCCCUUGCAAUUGCAUGGCGGUGCUUAUGGGCGCGGUGCGGUCUCUCUGACGAUAUGCUCUCUAGUACGUGAAAGGUGUGAGGGAGACAAGUGUCAGGCUGAUGCGGCAACGAGGUGGUGUACAUGUUUGCGUCAUGGGCACAGGGGCUGCGUGCAGGCAGGGAUACAUAGUAGCAACAAACCUAGGUGACGACGUGUUUGGGACCCCGACUUCCGAAAGCUGAAAUCGAGCUGGAGAAGCUCGUUCCUUACUUCUUUCCAUGCGGCUGUGUUGACAAGGGUGCGUAGGGUGAGAUCGGCGUGCGCAAAGUCCUGUUGGGGCAACUGCAUGCGGCUAUGGAGUCACUGCGGUGGUAGUGGUGGUGAUGGGCGCGCACUUGUGCCAAACCGACCAUGAGGGGUAAUAAGUCGUGUACAAUGUUACAGCGCAGACGACCUACCCUAGGCAGGAGACAAAUAUGGGUUGCAGCAAGGGUUGGGUGACGUCAAGCCGACGCCGGAACCGCGAAGUGCGGUUGUAAGGGUCGUUGUGAGUGGUUGAGGAGUGCGAUUCGUGAAACAAGAAGCGCAUGUGAGCAUCAUGUAUGUUGUGAGCCGCCAAAAGCUACGGCUUAUGCGAGCAAAUGUGAUUGCACACGCGCAACACGGUUUGAAGAAACGAAAAAACACAUGAGC
Messenger RNA from Astrephomene gubernaculifera, 2162 nucleotides. The record is from the annotation of a GenBank genome assembly. NCBI's taxonomy places the organism in Eukaryota, Viridiplantae, Chlorophyta, Chlorophyceae, Chlamydomonadales, Astrephomenaceae.